Spirometra erinaceieuropaei is the source of this 3962-nucleotide messenger RNA. The record is from the annotation of a GenBank genome assembly. Lineage: Eukaryota; Metazoa; Platyhelminthes; Cestoda; Diphyllobothriidea; Diphyllobothriidae.
AUGCAUCUUGCCGGUUGGCCGAGAGGCACUGCCGAGAAGUUUCUACACCCAGCGCCUACUGUAAAAACAAUAACUUUGUAAGUCUCCUUGUGUCCGCCCUGUGUUAUUCCCCACCGUUUCUUUGUAAUGAAGACCAUUAUGUUCCACAAACGUCAUUAUUUCUACGCCACUUUCUUCCUUUCUGACUAGGCACUCGCGAGAGCAGCGAACACGUACCUCGAAAAGUCUUUUUUAUGUUCCCAUCCUCCAUGCGCCAUUCCGUAUAUCCUACAUCUAGAAAUGUAACCCCUAACUGUACCCUCCACAGCCGUCGCCUUAAGGCGAAUUUCCAGCCGUAGUUCCAUCCUGAACUAAUGGCUUUGAUAUGUCUAUAGAUCCCAUUCUGUAAAUCCCCGUCGUUGCUUAAAUCCUUUUGCAAGUGUCAAAAGUAUCCGUCGCCCUAAUGCGUCCUACCGCCAGUGGGAUCGACGCCUUCGAUGCGUUAAGGGAUGUUUCGUUCCGUAAGUCAUCGCAUCCCUAGUACCUUUCCAGCAGCCAUAAAAUACCUUUAACACUAAUCAUGUCAAACGGGUUCUAAUGUAGGCCUGACACUUCCGUUUUUAAUUGUUUGUCUUCUUAGACUUUCUGAAUUAAUGCCCAAGAUGCAAAUGUGUCGUACCAACAGUGCUAGUACUUAGCAUUUGCUGUCCUCGUCUUGCCGAUUGAAACCGACGCAUGUUUUUUUCAUGACUGGCUAACUUUAUUCUACUGAUUUUAGUUGACUCUUACGUUGUAGUCAUAUUUUCUGUUCUGUAUUGGUGUAUCUUUUCACUACCUCUCCCUACAUUUACGGACCGCUGCAUGUUUUUUUUACCAUUUGAGGCUGCGUAUACGUGCCAACUUGCCAGAAGAAGACCCUAAGAAUGCCUUUCUGACUACCAGCUUCAUACACGCCCUCCACUUUUCCGUCGAGGGCAAAUAUUCUCACCAUAGUUUGUCUCACGUUUCUAAUAUUUCCCCCAAGACGGUUUCAGGACCAUCUGUAAUCCGCCAUCUUGCUGUUAUGUCAGGCAACUGCUGCUUUCCAAAAAUAGACCACAACAGACUCGCCUUCCUCAGUAGUCUCUAAAUUACUUAAGCGACUGUCAAGGUUUUCGACGGCGAUCUUAUCUUCGUCAAUCUCCACAUUUAGGUAUCCUCUGAAGAGUUACAGCUUCGGAACCAAAGAGCCUAAUUAUGAGCGUGAUCGUAGCGUUCCUGCAAGGUUCCAGCGUCUACAGGAAGACUUUGAGAAGUAUGGUAUGCGACAUUCAGUGGAAGGUGUUCUCCUUGUGCAUGAACACAACCUGCCGCACGUGUUGUUACUCCAAUUGGGAACUUUUUUUAAACUUCCUGGUGGUGAGCUGCAUCCGGGCGAGGAAGAAAUGGAGGGACUAAAACGACUCUUAUCGGACGUGAGCACUAUCUUGUUGCGUUUUCUUUGAUAUUUUUAAUUACUCUAUGCUCUUCUGUUUAUAGUAGUUCGCCCUCUUCAGAGUAAAUCGGCACGCGUUGGUGCAAUGGCCGUUACGACUUGUUUAUUAAUUACAGAGUGCCGUACUCUUUAGGGUUAAGUAAGCCUUAACAGACUUAUGUCCGCUUAUAUCGCUUUCAGUGUCACCGUAAUGUCUGACCGACGACGCCCCAAAUAUUAUUAAAUGCUCCGCGAUUCCGACAUGCUUCUACAACAGGCGAUAGUGGAUCGUAUAUGGCAAGCUAUUCUAAAUUGACCACAGAUUUUUUACCGUCGUGAUAACUUUAGAGAGAACUUCCUCUGUUAAUAGCUCUUUAAAAAUCGACUAGUGUUCCCAAUUCUAUAAGGGUCACUGUAGUAACUGAGAAAAAAAUCGAAGGACUUUUAGUGGUGGACGAAGAUGUUGGUUGAUGGUUGGAAGAUGUUGUAACCUGUUUAAGGUAUUUUCUUUUCCUGCAAAAACACAUUUCAUGGCUCCGAUCAAUCCUUCAAGAUUUUUUAACCUAUGAUGUCAUUCUAAAGAUUGACUGUUGUUGUCAUUGUAAGCGUGCAUCUUCCAGAAGACAUGGAUCAUAUUUGCAUCGAGACAUAGUUUCUCGUACUUAGCCUCCAACUAAAUCAUGGAGACCAGGACACGUCAGUUCUUGCUGGCCACUCGGCAAGGAUCGUCUUUUUGUUUUGGCCAGUCGGAAAGAAUCGGGGAAAUAUACUACGAUCGAAGUCCCUAAUAAACAGCAACCGCUGGGUGAAACCAGCAAAUCCCGAUAAGAAUGUGGCGACAGGACUGAUUAUUGACAGGCAAUCUUUCUUUUCACAAUAUUACUUUGGUUUGUGACCUGUGAACCAUAGUUCUUAAAUAAGGGACCAUCCAUCUCUGACGGUAUAACCACCGCCUGAUACGUAGGGAUUCCGCCACCGUAUACCCCUGAUGCCCCAGUUAGGGUCUUAUCUUUGCGGACGCACCGGGUAGUCGCAGAUAAGUUAGCCACUCGCAGCCCUGUAUACUCCACCACCCCCACCCCCGUGAACGUAACUCAGAUCGGUCAUAUGCCAAACAUGACUUCGCCUGGUAGUCUCGGUGAUGUCUUUGUCUUGUCUCUCGUGCCAUCUAGGUGGAUCGGUUUGAUAGGUAGCUGAAAUUUCCAGCACUUCAACCCUGACUUAAUUCUAUGUCCGCGGUCGGCGACAAUGAAUCCGGUAAAAGCACCCUUUUUGAUACGGCAGUCAUCAUUCCGUAAAAAGAACUGUUCAUUUGUCUGCACCCAAUCGCAUCACCUGCACGAGUUGAUAAGUAGCUUCUUGACUGCUUUUUUUGACAAGUAAACGAUAUCUGUAGUAAUAGUCAUUUAUAAUCAGGCUGGCAACCACAUUAUCAUAUUGGUUUUUCUCUUCAGAUGCUUGGCCGCACAGAUGGUGUGCCUGUGGAGUGGACUCCGGAGGAAUGCAUCGGCAACUGGUGGCGACCGAAUUUUGAGCCCCCGCGUUACCCCUAUAUUCCUGCUCACGUGACGAAACCGAAGGAGCACACUCGACUCUACCUCAUGCAGCUUCCUGAAAAGACACUUUUUGCAGUACCGUCUAAUUAUAAGCUUGUGGCUGCCCCGCUCUUCGAGCUUUUUGACAAUUCUCGCGCCUACGGACCCAUCAUAUCAUCGCUGCCUCAGGUUCUUAGUCGGUGGGUUUCCGCUCUGUCUUUGCGCAUUCAUUAGGCACUUUGUUAUACGUUCUUUGUGAUGGAAGUGGCCCAAUCGUUGUUUUAUUUUUGCGGGGAGCGAUCAUUAGAGUUUAAAAUUGCGAAUAGAGCGUAAGACCACUGACUAAAGUUAAGGUGUACGGCUGUCAGACAGCUUGAAUUCAAGCGUAUUUCUGCCAACAAUAGUGGCCAGUUUGUCCAUAAAUUCCUUUUAGACACGCGUUUGCGCUAUAGCCGUUACUGCUUGUUUACAGUGCCGUAUCUCGCCUACUCAUCACAGUUAAGUAAACCUUAGCUGGCUUUUGUGUGCUUUUAGACAUGUUUUCACUUUGGAAGCAUGUCUCCUGAAUCAAGUUCGAUAUUGCCAGCGUGGUGUAAAGUGACUGUUGUAAAGUGAAAGUACUACCUGCGCCAACUCACUGUCUAUUCAAAAGCAAGGCCGACGUGAAGUGCAAUGAUUUCAGUGCUGGUUUUAUGUCAAAUUGAUUUAUUAUAGCAGUACCUCAUUGGGGGUAACCGUAGCGACACGCCCCGUCGCUUCGUCUUCCCAUCAAGCCUCCAGUAAUAAAACACACAGGUAUCUUCUACACUCAGACUGUUUCCUGUGGUAUUCCACUUACUGCUCACGUCUCAAAGAUGCGUGCACUUAUUUAAACCGGUGGCCUCCCGUCAUUAUUUGGACUGUCGUUUUUUUAACAGCGCACGGGCCCAUCUUGCGUGUCUUCUAAUCGCUUUAAUUUUCCCCAUUGCAGAUUUAACUUUGUCUACAGUGAUUGA